AUGUUGAAUCAAGACAGAAUAUUUUUUGAAUGGUGGAUUUCCGGGGAGUAAAUCCCUUUGCAAAACGUUCCUGAAAUAGAUAAGUUUGCAAUUCUCUGCAGUGAGUGCCUUCCUGGUUUAUUGAUAUCGGAGUGAGACAAAAGCGCAGCUUGGUCCCAGCUGUAGUUCCUACCAGUUCCUUACUUAAAAAUAUCUCUAGCUUGACACCGGUCCCAACAAUAAAAGAUCAGCAGCACCACCGGCAACAACAGCAGCAAAUAAGACCUCCCAGAUGACAAACCAUCAUCCGACCGCUCGACAAACAAUUGCCUCGUCCAGGAAUCGACCUCAACCCAAUGAUCCGACAAACAACCACAACCAGUGUAAACAGCCCAAGACAAUCAGGGUCAUACGCAGAUGGCCAACAACAGAAGCAGCAGACUCCGCAGCAGCAUACACAGCAACAACACCUUCACAAACAGCAGCAACAGCACACGAUACAGUUCCAGACAGCGGGACCAACGCAAGUAGAAGGAACCACUACUCGGCCGGUGCAGCAGUCGCAGUACGAUCGCACGGACCAGCAGACACGGAUCCAGCCAGCGAACACAAAUCGCCUCACAGCAGCAACAAAGCACCACGGUCACCACUCAGCAGCAGAGCGUGACGGCAAUGGAUGAACAGAAAA
This is a messenger RNA of Topomyia yanbarensis, 667 nucleotides long. Its product is annotated as centrosomal and chromosomal factor-like. The record is from RefSeq and is a predicted model, not a curated record. The transcript has 3 exons. Lineage: Eukaryota; Metazoa; Arthropoda; Insecta; Diptera; Culicidae. Bases 336 to 659 code for a protein of 107 amino acids.